Messenger RNA from Cladocopium goreaui, 1883 nucleotides. Lineage: Eukaryota; Dinophyceae; Suessiales; Symbiodiniaceae. The record is from the annotation of a GenBank genome assembly.
GCGAUGGGCGUCGCAUGAGUACCGGGCGUCGCCUGAGUGCCAACAUCGGUGAGAUUGGAGCCGCCAUCGGUGCCCAGCUGGGUAUCAAGCCCAGUAGUCGACCAAGUAGCCCAGGAGGUCGUCGCGCGUCUGAUGCCAGUUUGCCCGGCUCGGUACCUGACGUUACGGAUGAGAUUCUGAAAGAAAAGCAAAAGCGCGAUGAGCAAGAGCGAAAGAAGAUCGAAGAGUAUGAUAUCAAAGUGAAGAUGCAUGACAAGGGUGGCAAGGCGACAGAAAUCUACAAGGCCUUGAGGACAGACCCUUCCCAAUUCAGCGGGACGCGUCUGAAGUUGCAUCACUUUAUCUCCUGGUGGGGAUUUGACACGGGCAUAGGCCUGAUCAUUAUCAGCAAUGCCAUCACCAUCGGUUGGGAGACACAAGUGAAAUCCUCGGUGCCUUUGGGCUGCACCGAACAGUGUGACUGUGCAAACCAGCUAGACAUGUCGAUGUCAUGCCAGACACCUCCUGAGUGGAUUGCAGCAUUGGACUACUGCUUCUAUGGAGUCUAUGUCGUUGAACUGGUGGCACGUGUUGGUGUCUAUGGAAUUUGGGUUUUCAAGAGCCAUUGGGUCAAGUUCGACUUCUUCCUGGUGCUCACUGCGACAGCGGACCUCUUUGUGAAAGCCGUCUCACAAGAGAGUGUCAAGAUCCUGAUGUUAGUGCGCAUGUUGCGUUUGGCUCGCUUAGCGAGAGCAGUUCGUCUCAUGGUGCAGUUCAAGACCUUGUGGCAGCUGGUCCAAGGACUUUUUCACAGUUUGGGCACACUGUUGUGGACGUUUUUGUUGAUUAGCAUCUUGAUGUAUGUUGGUGCCAUCGUUGGCAUGGAGCUGAUUCGGCUGGAUGAAGACUUGCCACUGGAUCAUCCUUACAACAAAGCUUCAAGCAACAAUUUCUCAGAUUUCAUUGAUGCGCUCAUGACGCUGCUGCAGAUAUUCAGUUUGGACAGCAUCGGUGCCAUCUAUAAGCCCAUCAUCAAGCACAGAUUCUUCCUGCUUGUGUACUUCAUGUCUGUGUUGCUCCUGCUCUCCAUUGCCUUGAUGAAUUUGGUCACGGCUGUCAUGGUGAACUCCUCCCUGGAUCAAGCAACUCAAGACAAAGAGGCGUUAAAAGCCUGGGAAUCGGCACGCAGAGCCAAGCAGAUCGAUCACUUGAAGGAUAUGUUCCUGCUGCUCGAUGAGGAUGGCUCUGGGGAGUUGACGCUGGACGAGAUCAAUGGAGCGCCAGAAGAGACCCAACAGCAGCUCAAGGAGAUUGUAGCUACUGACGACCUGAGGGAACUCUUUGACAUGUUGGACUACGAUGGAAGUGGAACCAUCGGUGUUGAAGAGUUUUGCGAUGGCAUAUUGAAAGCAACGACUCGCAGCACUGGAAUCUUGGAACUGGGACGUUUAGUCAAGCAAUGCUCUGACACGCUCCAGAACACCCGAGAGGCUAUUGCGAUCCUGCAGCUAGAAGAAGUGAAGGAAUUUUGCGAGAACCGCAAAGGGCAAAUUCCACAGUUCGAUGCCCACAACAAUCGAAUCAACAGUGCAAGCGCCAGCCGGGCCGAUAGUCGCCCUGCUAGCGCCAACCCCAUGCGAAGAGCAUCCAACAGUAAGGAUCGGAGGGGAAGUCUCGGCGGUCUGGGUGAUCUGGGCGGCAGCGAAGACGCAGUGUCAGUGAAGGAAGGUGACAUCAAUCGGUUAGAUAGCAAAGUCAACAGGAUGGAAAGCGAUUUAGGCGAAGUGCGACAAGACAUCAACAAAGUCUUGCAGAUGAUCAAUGACAAGAUGCAAAACGCUCGACCUAGUCGCAACGCCUCGCCGAAUCUGCGCAGCAGCAGUGAAGAAGUUCGGCGAAGAUAG